Messenger RNA from Sodiomyces alkalinus F11, 1553 nucleotides. RefSeq lists its product as hypothetical. The coding region runs from base 391 to 1503 and encodes 370 amino acids. The transcript has 7 exons. The record is from RefSeq and is a predicted model, not a curated record. NCBI's taxonomy places the organism in Eukaryota, Fungi, Ascomycota, Sordariomycetes, Glomerellales, Plectosphaerellaceae.
CUGAUCGCCUUUCAACUUCCUACAGUUCAACAUCAUGAGCUAUGAUAUCCACGGCACGUGGGACGGCAACAGCCAGUGGUCGGAACCCGUUGUCCAGCCACACACGAACCUCAGUGAAAUUGACGAUGGUCUGGAUCUUCUAUGGAGAAACAACAUCAAGCCGAGUCAGGUUGUGCUUGGCUUGGGAUUCUACGGGAGGUCCUUCACACUCAAGGACCCCAGCUGCACGGAGCCCAUGUGCCCCUUUUCAGGCGGAGCUGAGGCCGGCUACUGCAUGGACACGGCAGGUGUCCUCUCCAAUGCCGAGAUUCGUCGUGUCCUCGACCGGACUGGCGUCACGCCGAUCCUCGACCGAGAGGCUGGCAUCAAAUACAUUAGUUGGGAGGGCCAAUGGGUUUCCUACGACGAUGGCGAGACUCUAGCCUUGAAGACACAGUGUUUGCUAAUAACAGAUGCCUGGCUGGCAAGAUGAUCUGGGCCGUCGACCUUGAUGAACCCGGCUCUCCGACCCUCAAGGCUCUAGCCUCCGGCUCAAGCGGAGACGGAGGCAUCGGCGGUCUUCCUAGAGAAAUUUUUGGAGACCUUUCCCUCAACGCGGCACUCCGAGUAGACCGAGACCUCAGAGCGCAAAACGAGGCCCCUGCGACCCUGAUCCUCACCGACUGUGGCGAGGAAUGCCCCGUGGGGUGGCAUGCCAUAACCAAAGCAUCUGGCGUGUGGGCUGGAGCGGGAAAAGACGUCGAAGAGUGCAAGCUUAAUCGAGGUCCCAACGCGAUCCACAACAGGGACGUAGGCAGGGGCAAGCGGGCUCUAUGCGCACCGAACAAGAUGGAGGUAGGAGGCUGCUCCUGGGUUGGACAGCCGCUCUUCUGCAGUCCUCCACGCGUUUCCACAAUCCUGAAUCCUGGUUUUGGGGGUUGUCCCAAGGGCUCCAUUCACCUCGCAAAUAACAACAUGCCACCGAGCAGCGACGACAAUGAUAACCCCAAGGAAUGCUUCCCCGGCACCUACUCUGCCUUUUGCUGCAACAGCGUGGAGGUCAAACUCGAGAGAAGAUGGUGCGACGAGUUUGACUAUGGAAGCUUGGCAAUGGCUGGAGGCGUCGCGGGCGCCCUGGGCUUUAACGGCUGCCACUUCUUUCGGGGUGGCGAUAUAGAGGACCUCAUCAGGUUAGGGUACACCCCUUAUAAUCUUCCUCCUGGCAGUACCUUUGAAUGGCCCGAGGACCUGGACGAGGACGAGGACGAAGAAUGCACCAUGACCAUCACCACAUCGACGACGUCGUGGUCUACAACAAUCACGACAAGAACCUGCAACGUUCAAUCAUGGCCCCAGGCCUGCCAUAACUACGUCUCGGUCGCCAAGCACUGGAUGAGGCAUGGUCACAACCCAGCACUGCACAGCGAUCACCUGCUGUGUCCAUGGGUGCGAGAAACUAGGGGAAGAUCCGCUCCUCUUACGUGGAACGACCAGCAUGAGCCCUGGAGGACGUGGCUCCCCUGACCUGGGGGCUCGAUGUGCCAACGAGACGAGUAUCCGUUCUACCGGUUCAU